AUAGUAAUCUCUAUAUAUUAGUUAAACCAAUCUAAUCGACGGCCACAAUCGAACUAAUCAAAUCAACGGCCUCAAUCCACCCAAGAAUUUGCCUACAUAUACACCCUCCAACACCUUACAACUCCUCAUUCCAAUUUCAACCCUUCAAAAGAAAACCGCCAAAACUGAAAAAACCGUUCGCCAAUGGCAAUGACUAACCAAUUCCUCCUUCCUCUCUUCUUACUCCUCCUCUCCAUCACCACCACUGCCACCUCCGCCGCUGCCGUCAAUUCCACCGCCAACACCACGUCCGCGGCAGUCAAUUCCACCAUUGACAUCAUCUCUACCGCCGACAACUUCCCGGAAUCCACCACAAACACCACUAGCACCGCCGCAAAAUACUCCAUUUCCCCACACGAACUCGAUACCCUCUUGCGUGUCUUACGAUACAGAGGUUACCCUCUCUUCAGCAACGCAAUUGACACCUCCGACGUCCAAUUCCAAAUCCUCACCGCCACCGCCGCUACCACCGCCGACGUGCCUCCAUCAUUCACUAUAUUCGCCCCCAAAGAUCAUUUCCUCUACACACUCGACAUGGCUGCCAAUGCCGAUGCUUACGUAGCCGCACUCCGAUCCCACGUCAUCCCUUCUCACCGACUAACCCUCUCUCAACUCCGUAACCUCACUGCUCCAUACCUUUCUACCCUUCUCCCCCAUUACAGUAUAUUAGUCGAAAACAGCAAUACCGAUGACGUUUUCGUUACGGUUGAUGGUGUUCGGGUAUCCGACCCGAAUCUUUUUAUCGGGUCGAGAUUUGCUGUUCAUGGGUUAGAUGGAAUUCUUCUUACUGGGUUCAACAUGUAUGAGGACGCACUUAGUCAAAUGGGUAAAGGUUUUUUUGCGCCGGAGAAAGUUGACCCCACUAGCCGGAAUUAUGCGGCGGCAACGGCGACGUCGGCUGUAGGGUUGCCGGAGGUGAAGAAUGGAGGAUUUUCAAAAGUUAUGAGGAAGCAUAGGAGAUUGCAGUAUCGCCGGAUUUGGAAGAGUAAUUACAGUGUCCGGCGGAGUAAUGACGGUGGUCGCGGUGGUGAAGAUGAUUUCUAAGGGUGUUAGUGUAAUUCUUGGAUUUCUUGUGGGGUACAAGUGUCUUUGUAAGAAGAUGAUAUCUAGGGGUGUUACAGUAAUUCUUGGGUUUCUUCUGGGGUAAAAGUAUCUUUUUGAGAAGAUGAUUCUAGGGGCAUUACAGUAAUUUUGUAGCUUUCUUCUGGGGUAAAAGUGUCCUUUUGAAUUGUACUGCUCGUGAAUUACCAAUUGUGAAUAUUAAUGGAAAUGAAAUCAAUAGUUCUAUGAA
Capsicum annuum is the source of this 1330-nucleotide messenger RNA. Its product is annotated as fasciclin-like arabinogalactan protein 19. Lineage: Eukaryota; Viridiplantae; Streptophyta; Magnoliopsida; Solanales; Solanaceae. The transcript has a single exon. Bases 184 to 1083 code for a protein of 299 amino acids. The record is from RefSeq and is a predicted model, not a curated record.